This is a messenger RNA of Paecilomyces variotii, 942 nucleotides long. RefSeq names its product DUF967 domain protein. NCBI's taxonomy places the organism in Eukaryota, Fungi, Ascomycota, Eurotiomycetes, Eurotiales, Thermoascaceae. Gene Ontology annotation, cellular component: TRC complex. The record is from RefSeq and is a predicted model, not a curated record. Bases 273 to 854 code for a protein of 193 amino acids. Gene Ontology annotation, biological process: post-translational protein targeting to endoplasmic reticulum membrane. The transcript has 3 exons.
GCGGGGGAAGAGGGGCAGAUCGCAGGGCGUGCAAAAUACUUUCUGCUUUGCAGGGUCUAUACACAUAGAUCGCAAAUCCAUCAUCAUCCAUGCAGUCUUAUUCUAGCCUACAGUUUAUCUCUUUUUCCAAGCAUACCUAACUAUAUAACCCAUAAACUCCUUCUAUAGAAUUCUAUGAAAUAGAUAGUUCCCCGCGUCUGGAAACUCCAACAUCCUGCAGACUUAACAACAUUGCAGUCGUCGAAUUACGUUCCCUUUGGACAUCACCAAACAUGGCAGCCAAGCUAGAAGGACGGCUCGGUGCGGCGGCGACGGAUCCCACCGAACUCGCCCUCCAAGAAACCUCACCCAGCGCAAUCUUCCCCUCGUUCACAGCCACUACGGCAUGGUCUCUCGGCCUGGCCCUCCGCUCUCGAAUCCUCUCUCUUCCCGAUGACCAGCGCAAACCAGCCCUGAUCUCCAUUGCGCUGAACGGGCCCGAACCGCAUGUGAUAUUCCAGUGUGCCACCGAACCGGGUACUGUCCCUGAUAACGACCAUUGGGUGCGACGCAAGCGGAAUGCCGUCCUUCGAUGGGGUUCGUCUACUUGGUUGCUGAGACGCAAGAUGGUCGCGGGGCUGGGAGGUACUGAGGCAAAUGUGGAGGCGGCGUUUGUGAGGAAGUACGCUCUGAAGAGCUCGAAUGGCGGGGAUAUCCCGGACGAUUAUGCGAUUCAUGGGGGUGGGUUCCCUGUGCGUGUCAAGGGAGUCGCUGGCAUUGUGGGUGUGAUAGUAGUGAGUGGCUUGAAGCAGCAGGAUGACCAUCAGGUUAUCGUGGAGACAGUCAAGGCGUUCAUCGAGCAGGGUGGACAAUAAAACUCGAUUAUUAUAACUACCAGACAUGGAUUUUACUUCCCGAUAUAUGUGGGAAACAAUGAACAGGCCAUUACGCGACAUUAUACAC